UUUCGCUUGUCAUCCACUCUCAGAAAUCUGAAUACGGCUUUUUUAGCAACAUCGUCGAUAAUAUUGUUUGUCAUCCAACUAACUAAGUGAACCGUUUUAAGCUUUACUUUUUCGUUGCAUUUGGAUUUAAUUGUUAUAAACCAUGAAGAAGGCUGAAAAGAAAACCGAGGAAAUGUCCGAAGAGGACAAGAGACUGGAAGAAGAACUUCAUAUGUUGGUGGACAGAAUAUUAGAAAAAGAUGCAUCUCUUUAUGAACUUGCAUUAGAAACUUUACGUAAACUAAUUCGUACAUCGACAACAUCAAUGACCAGUGUGCCAUUACCAUUGAAAUUCUUGCGUAGCUAUUAUGCACGUUUAAAGGAACGAUGUGAUACCAUUGAAACUGAUGAGAAAACAAAGGCUUUACUCUGUUCAGUUGUAUCCAUAUUAGCUAUGGGACAAGAUAGAAACCUAAGAGAUACAUUACGUUAUUGCUUGAGAGCUGGAGAAGUAGAUGUUGGUGAUUGGGGUCAUGAAUAUGUUAGACAGUUGGAAGCUGAGAUAGCAGAAGAAUGGAAUAGUGAUCAAGAAAAUCGAAAUAAAUUACUUUCAUUGAUUAAAAAAAUUGUGGCUUUUGAUAUGAAACACAAUGCUGAAAUUCAAGCUUGUGAUUUAUUGAUGGAAAUUGAUCGAUUGGAUCUCUUACAAGUAGAUAAAUCAAAUUAUCUAAAAGUCUGCCUGUAUUUAAUUAAUUGUUCAAUUUACGCUGUCGAACCUGAACGAACUAAUAUUUAUAAUGAAGUAAUGAAACAUUAUUUGAAUUUUGAAGAAUACCCAAGAGCAUUAUGUUUGGCUAUGUCUGUUAAUGAUACAGAUACAAUGACGAAAAUAUUUGUUGCAUGCCAGGAUCCAGUCGUACGAAAGCAAUUGGCAUAUAUGCUUGGACGGCAGUAUGUUGGUUUAGAAUUAAAUGAUGAGCCUAAGGAUAAAGCAGAUCUUACUAAUAUUAUGUCUAAUUCUCACAUCAACGAACAUUUUAAUAGCUUGGCAAGAGAAUUGGAUAUAUUAGAACCGAAGACACCAGAUGAUGUGUAUAAAACUUGGUUGGAAGGUUUAGUUUUACGUCCAUCAUACAAUUUAGAUGUGCCUGUAGACUCAGCACGACAUAAUCUUGCAUCAACUUUUGUUAACGCUUUUGUCAAUGCUGGAUUUUCUAGAGACAAAUUGGUGUCUGUUGAAGAUGGCAACAAAUGGAUGUAUAAAAAUAAACAACAUGGAAUGUUGAGUGCAGCUGCUUCCCUUGGACUUAUUCAUUUGUGGGAUGUCCAUGGUGGGUUAACUCCAAUUGACAAGUAUCUUUAUACAUCUGAAGAAUAUAUUAAAGCUGGUGCUCUCCUUGCUUUGGGAAUUGUAAAUGUUGGAGUACGCAAUGAAUGCGAUCCAGCUUACUCACUUUUAUCUGAUUAUGUUUUACACGAGAGUGUUUUACUUAGAAUUGGAGCUGUCUUAGGUUUGGGACUUGCCUAUGCUGGUACAAGACGACAAGAUGUUAUAACAUUAUUGUUGCCAGUUAUGUCCAAUAAUAAAUCUACACCAGAAGUUGUUGCAUUGGCUGCUCUUUCUUGUGGAAUGAUUAGUGUAGGGGCUGCUAACCAAGAUGUUAUAUCCACAAUUCUACAAACUCUGGUGGAUUUACCUUCUACAGAACUACAAGAUGGCCAUUAUUCAAGAUUUUUACCGCUUGCUCUUGGAUUAUGUUAUCUUGGUCUUAAGGACAAAGCUGAUGCACUUGAUGGGGAUUUGAAUGUAUUAGCUGAUCCAUUUAAGUCCAUGGCUAAAAUGACAGUCAAAAUGUGUGCUUGUGCUGGCUCUGGUGAUGUACUGACUAUUCAAGAGUUAUUACAUAUAUGUAGUGAACAUUAUACACCAGCUCCAAAAGAAGAAGUUUCUAAAAAACAAAGUGAAAAAAAAGAUAAGGAUAGUGACAAAAAAGAAACUACUACGUCUGCAGAAAAAGAAAAGGAGAAAGAAAAAAACAAAGAGACUGCUAGUAAGGACCUUUCAACCAUGCAAGCUGUUGCAGCUUUAGCUGUAGCUGUUGUAGCUAUGGGAGAAGAUACUGGAUCAGAAAUGUGUACCAGAAUUUUUGGACAAUUAGGUCGGUAUGGUGAACCACCUGUAAGAAGAGCUGUUCCAUUAGCAAUUGCGUUGUUAUCUAUAUCAAACCCUCAAAUGAAUAUCAUCGAUGUGCUAAAUAAAUACUCCCAUGAUUUAGAUGAAGAAGUAGCACAUAAUGCUAUAUUUUCAAUGGGUUUGGUUGGAGCUGGUACUAACAAUGCUAGGUUAGCUACUAUGUUGCGUCAGUUAGCUCAAUACCAUGCUAAAAACACUGGUCAUUUGUUCAUGGUGCGCAUUGCCCAGGGUUUGACACACAUGGGUAAAGGUACGCUAUCAUUGUCGCCGUUCCAUACUGACAGACAAGUAAUGAAUCCUGUGGCUGUAUCAGGUCUUCUUAUCACACUAUUUAGCUUCUUGGACACUCGUAACAUUAUCUUAGGUAAGUCUCAUUACUUACUUUACACUUUGGUCGUUGCUAUGUACCCAAGAUGGCUGGUGACUUUGGAUGAAGACCUUGAGCCACUCCCUGUAUCAGUUCGAGUUGGUCAAGCUGUUGAUGUCAUUGGAAAAGCCGGUACCCCUAAAACAAUAGCUGGAGUACAUACCCACACGACACCAGUUCUAUUGGCAGUAGGCGAAAGGGCAGAACUCGCUACUGAUGAAUACAAAUGUCUUACACCUGUCAUGGAAGGAUUUGUUAUAUUGCGUAAAAAGCAAGAAAACGAGUAAUUUUUUUUUUUUUUUUCAUUUAUAUAUAUACUUCUUUUUUUACACAAAUUAGUUAUGUGUGUCAAUAAAAAUUAAUAUUAUUUGUAAAUAAUAAAUCAUAAAUAUUAAUAUUUAUAA
Messenger RNA from Metopolophium dirhodum (rose-grain aphid), 2944 nucleotides. RefSeq names its product 26S proteasome non-ATPase regulatory subunit 2 (gene Rpn1). The transcript is spliced from 16 exons. Lineage: Eukaryota; Metazoa; Arthropoda; Insecta; Hemiptera; Aphididae. Gene Ontology annotation, biological process: proteasome-mediated ubiquitin-dependent protein catabolic process; regulation of protein catabolic process. Bases 143 to 2827 code for a protein of 894 amino acids. Gene Ontology annotation, molecular function: enzyme regulator activity. Gene Ontology annotation, cellular component: proteasome storage granule; proteasome complex; nucleus. The record is from RefSeq and is a predicted model, not a curated record.